GGCAGAAGCGCCGCGAGGAGCCAGUGGAGCACUGCGCGGCUGGGGCGCAGCCACCCGAGGUUUCUCUUGCCCCCACACCCUUUCCCUAUCGCCCCUUCCACCCCCACCCCCGGCAACCUUCAGCGUUCCUCCCUAGGCAGUAUGGUGAGGUCUGCUCUCAGGCCCUCGCCACCAUGUACGUGAGCUACCUUCUGGACAAGGACGUGAGCAUGUACCCCAGCUCCGUGCGCCACUCUGGUGGCCUCAACCUGGCACCGCAGAACUUCGUCAGCCCCCCGCAGUACCCGGACUAUGGUGGUUACCACGUGGCGGCCGCGGCCGCUGCAGCCGCGAACUUGGACAGCGCUCAGUCCCCGGGGCCGUCCUGGCCGGCAGCAUACGGUGCCCCGCUACGAGAGGACUGGAACGGCUACGCGCCAGGAGGCGCAGCGGCUGCAGCUAACGCGGUUGCCCACGGCCUCAACGGGGGCUCCCCGGCCGCCGCUAUGGGCUACAGUAGCCCUGCCGACUACCACCCGCACCAUCACCCGCAUCACCACCCGCACCACCCUGCCGCCGCGCCUUCCUGCGCCUCGGGGUUGCUGCAGACGCUUAACCCGGGCCCUCCCGGGCCCGCCGCCACAGCCGCUGCGGAGCAGCUGUCCCCAGGCGGCCAGCGGCGAAACCUGUGCGAGUGGAUGCGGAAGCCAGCGCAACCGUCCCUCGGAAGCCAAGUGAAAACCAGGACGAAAGACAAAUACCGAGUGGUGUACACGGACCACCAGCGGCUGGAGCUGGAGAAGGAGUUUCACUACAGUCGCUACAUCACCAUUCGGAGGAAAGCCGAGCUGGCUGCCACACUGGGGCUCUCUGAGAGACAGGUUAAAAUUUGGUUUCAGAAUCGCAGAGCAAAGGAAAGGAAAAUCAACAAGAAGAAGUUACAGCAACAGCAGCAGCAGCAGCCCCAGCCGCCUCCCCAACAGCCUCCCCAGCCACAGCCGGGACCUCUGAGAAGUGUCCCGGAGCCCUUGAGUCCUGUGUCUUCCCUCCAAGGCUCAGUGCCUGGCCCUGUCCCUGGGGUUCUGGGGCCAGCUGGGGGGGUGUUAAACCCCACUGUCACCCAGUGACCCCAGUGGUCUGCGGUGGCCCCAGAGCAAUUCCAGGCUGAGCCAGGAGGAGCAUGGACUCCGCUAGCAUCCUCAGAAGAGACCCCUUCCUUCCCACCUACAAACAUAACCUACAAAUCUAGCUCUCAGAGGAAAAUUGGGAGCCAAGAGUAAAGACAAAUGGGAUUGGGGGGCCUCAAGGAAGACAUCUUCCCGAUUUUUUACUUUUUCCCCUCUGACUUUUUUGUCAGUGAGGAUAUAGGAAAUGAUCACUGAGGCUUCACUUGGUACUGACAGAAGUAUUGCCUGGACUGGCUACGGUGACCAAGCCUUCAGUCCUUUCUGUCCCAGCGCUUUGCCUCCAGAAUCUGUGGGAGGCCUCUCUUAUUGGAGCUGAGGGGAGAGAGGGGACCAGCAACACUUGGAGCCAAGAUGGCUAUUUCCUGCUCAAUGCCUUCCAAGAACCAGCUGGCCCUCCUGCCUCAGGGGCAGGCACAAUUUAAACUGCAGAAGCCAGAGGCAGCUAAGAUAGAAAGCUGGACUGACCAAAGACUGCAGAACCCCCAGGUGGUCUGUGUCUUUCUUCUCCUCCCUUCCCAGACCAGGAAAGGCUUAGCUGGUGCGUGUGAGUGUGUGGUGUGUGUGUGGGGGGGGUGGUGGUGGGGAGUGGACUCCAGGCAUAAUGUGGGAGGCCCCGCCCAGGGCCUUGUUUAGAAAGCCUGUCACCAGAGCUUCUCUGGGCUGAAUGUAUGUCAGUGCUAUAAAUGCCAGAGCCAACCUGGACUUCCUGUCAUUUUCACAAUCUUGGGGCUGAUGAAGAAGGGGAGUUUUUUUGUUGUUGUUGUUGUUGCUGUUGUUUGGGUUGUUGGUCUGUGUAACAUCCAAGUCAGCCUUUUAAAAGCCUUCUGGAUCCAUGGGGAGAGAAGUGAUAUGGUGAAGGGAAGGGGGUAUCUGAACACAGCUGAAG
Messenger RNA from Marmota monax (woodchuck), 2052 nucleotides. It is a transcript of the gene Cdx2, whose product is annotated as caudal type homeobox 2. The transcript is spliced from 3 exons. Gene Ontology annotation, cellular component: nucleus. Lineage: Eukaryota; Metazoa; Chordata; Mammalia; Rodentia; Sciuridae. Gene Ontology annotation, molecular function: DNA-binding transcription factor activity, RNA polymerase II-specific; RNA polymerase II transcription regulatory region sequence-specific DNA binding. Gene Ontology annotation, biological process: animal organ morphogenesis; regulation of transcription by RNA polymerase II; cell differentiation. The record is from RefSeq and is a predicted model, not a curated record. Bases 174 to 1106 code for a protein of 310 amino acids.